CAAGAGGACAGAGGUGGUACGGGGCAGUCUCCUUAUUUCUAUACACCCCCCCCAAUACCCACGCCGUACAAAAGAAAACAAAGGCACAGUUAAACGACAGGAUUCACCAUAAUUAAAGGGCGGAAGGGUUGCCCGGUUGGAAGGAAGACUGCGAACGGAUGACUUUACACCGGCCAACAGUGUCUCUCUCUCCCCGCUCCGAUCAAUGAGCCGCUCGCCGCCAGGCUCACACGCCAUCUAUCAGUGCGCAAAGUUGCUCCAAACCUCAGCUCGUUGACGACCACUGCAAACGCUGAUUUUUUGUUUUGUUUUGUGUUUUGUUUGGGGAUUGGCUCUCUCCAUGGUGUCCCUGCUCUAACUUGGAUUUAGAGCAGAUCAAUUUUCUUUGUCUUUGGAUGACCGACGCGUGUUGGAUAUCACGUCUCUGGAGUGUGCCGUGAGCCUCCAAUUGGAGACAAUUUCAACAUAAAAAAAAAGAAAAGAUAAUAAUCUGACGGGUCCCUCUGUAGGGUGGCACAUCUUUCCCUCGUAUGGACGAUAUGGAUUUGCUUUUGUGAUACAGCCCAGAUCACAAAGAAAUCACUGCAGGGUUUUUUUUUGUUUUUUUUUUUGUGUGUAUUUUGUAUUGUUAUUUUAUUUCGAGCCGGGCGACAUCUGUAAUUUUAAGACAACGGUACUCACCUUUGGAAUUACAACCAUGAACUUUGGUGUCAGUUUAAUACAAAUUCUCGUGGCAGCAGUUCUUCAUCUAUCCACUGUAAAGACUGCCAGCAUACACAAGGGAGGGGAGAAGAGUAAAGCAGAAGUCGUCCCCUUCAUGGAUGUUUAUAACAAGAGCAUGUGUCAAUCACGGGAGGUACUCGUGGACAUCUACCAGGAGUACCCAGAUGAGAUCGAACACACCUACAUCCCGUCCUGCGUGGUUCUCAACCGCUGCGCAGGCUGCUGCAAUGACGAGGCACUCGAGUGUGUGCCGACGGACACACGCAACGUCACAAUGGAGGUAAUACGGGUCAGACAGAAGGUUUCGCAACAUACUUUUCAGUUAAGUUUCACAGAGCAUCGGAAGUGUGAAUGCAGACCAAAGGCAGAGGUUAAAGCAAAGAAAGAAAAGGGCAAGGGCCAAAAGAGAAAGAGAAAGAGACAGAGAGACACCAGCAGGAUUGCUGAGGCCGUGGCUCAUGCCAGCACUGCAGGGUGUCUGGGCGUGAGCACUGUGUCUCUGUUGAUGGUUGGCUUGGUAUCGGAAGAACUUUAUUGGCACCUUAUGUGACAAACCAAGGAGAUGAGACGAGGAGAGGGGGGAGGUGGACACUGGUAUGAAGGAAUUAUUUUCU
Messenger RNA from Lampris incognitus (smalleye Pacific opah), 1337 nucleotides. RefSeq names its product vascular endothelial growth factor Aa (gene vegfaa). NCBI's taxonomy places the organism in Eukaryota, Metazoa, Chordata, Actinopteri, Lampriformes, Lampridae. The transcript is spliced from 7 exons. The record is from RefSeq and is a predicted model, not a curated record. Bases 698 to 1273 code for a protein of 191 amino acids. Gene Ontology annotation, molecular function: chemoattractant activity; vascular endothelial growth factor receptor 1 binding; heparin binding. Gene Ontology annotation, cellular component: membrane. Gene Ontology annotation, biological process: positive regulation of mast cell chemotaxis; vascular endothelial growth factor signaling pathway; response to hypoxia.